UGUCCCUGUUCUAUAAAUCCUUCGGUUUGAAUAUGAAAUGUUCCUGGUAUCUUCGGCAAUGGCCUUUUUCUCGUUUCUUCAAAACCUGCCAAUUUUUGCCGAACCUUUUGUACCUAAGUUCCACCCCUAUUGUUACAGCUCAAACUAUUGCAGAGAAGCUUGUUCCUGCUCUGGAUCCAAGUGUAUCCUCCUACCCUUAAACGACGUCACCAGGGCAGAAAUUCUCCUCCACCACAACAAAAUCAGGAACCUCCAAACGAAAAACCUUCCACAACCAUCUGGGCUUGCUCUUCUCGAGUACGACCUGGAGCUGGAAGAGAUUUCAUCCUGCUGGGCUUCCAGAUGCGAAGACACAGUUUCCGACUGUUUCAGAACUCCCAGAUUUUCCACAGUGUCACAAACUGUCGGACAAAUCAUCCUUGAAGAAGACGAUUUACCAGAUGCCGAGCAAUGGACACAGAUCAUGAACACUUGGCUGGUCCUUCUGGAGGAGCUGCCCUUGGAGAUGCUGUACGUCGCUGGGGAAAACAAUUUAUCUGAGCACAAUUUGGCGCAAAUUCUGAGCGAUAAAAUACUAUUCGUCGGUUGCGCUUGGAGCAUCUCCAACGGCUGGGUUUUCUUCGUUUGUUCUUAUGGACCAAAGGGUCCUUCGCCAGGUGAGGAGAUCUAUAAGGUUGGAGAACACUGUUCAACAUGCCCGGAAGGUUACGAAUGUUUCGCAGAUGAACCACUGGAGAGGCUUUGCAAGUCCGAAUCUUACAAGGAUAUGGAGAGAACAGAGAAAACUGAUGAUGAGAUUGAGGAAAGAAAUGAAGGUUUUUCUCGACACAAACCCAAAUUUUUCAGAAUUAGAUCUCCACGGGCUGGAAAACAGAUAGCAACGAAAAAAAGGAGGAGAGAUGGCCUACAAAUCGUUAUUGGCACUAGUGUUUUUAUAGUGUUGUCCUUAUUUUUUGCAUUAUUCGGUGCGUAUUCUUUCAUAAUGUCAAGGAUAUAUACUGAGCCGUUUUCUACUGAAGAAAUACAGAAAUGUUUCAAUCUCACCGAAUGGCUCUCUGGAGCAGUUCGUAGUGGUUUUAUUGUGGUUGUUUCUGUUGGCGGAAGAAAAAGACUACUUGGUGUAGUUUGCGGCCUUGAAUGUGUGGGCCAUAGAUUAUCUUUGUCGGUAGGGUCGUUUGGAAAUCGUGAAGGUGGAAGGGAGGGAGGUUUCAAAAGGUCAAGGGGCUUAGUUGUAUCAGAAGAAUCGUCUGGAAACCUAAAAGGAGGAAGGGAAGGAGGGAGAGAGGUUGGUGCUGCAGGUACCACCAUGGCUUCCAAGAACGGUGUUGAAUACUCCUCAAAACUGAUGAAGCCAAGUUUCAUACCAUAUUGCACAACAAGGGACAGAUGUCAACCAGCAUGCUCGUGUGAAAUUUUACCUAACUGCGAAUUGUUGAAUAUGGAUAACACCACCAGAGAAUCUAUUUUAUUCUAUCACAACCAGAUAAGGGGCAUACAGACUAGGGCUGAACCCCAACCCGGUGGUAUGGCAAUGUUGAAGUACGACGAUCAACUAGAAGAAUUAUCCAAAUGCUGGGCAGCCAGAUGCGAAAACGAUUAUUCGGAAUGUUUUCUGUCUCCAAACUACCCUGAAACCUCCAUGUCAGUCACCCAACUCCAACUGGGCAAGGGGCAAAACCCCACAAAUAUUUUAUGGAUACAAGUGAUAAAUCACUGGUUGGGAAACACAAAAUAUCUGUCUGUCGAAACGAUCAAUAGUAUGCCGGCAGGAGAAAAAGGCGAAAUUUUGAGAAACUACGCUCAACUCAUGUGUGACAGGAUAUUGUCCAUAGGGUGUGCUUGGAGUAAAACCGAAGAGAUUUUGACAUGCGUCUGUACUUACGGACCAAGAGGCCCCAUGCAAGGAGAACCGAUAUAUAGGGCUGGAACACCUUGUACUUUAUGUCCUAAGAACUACGCAUGCGAUAACGAGAAACCGUUCGAGAACUUAUGCAAAGAAGUCACGCCAACAACCCCAGAAGUUUUAGAGACUCCCCCAUCACCUCCUCCCAGCCCUUCCAGGAAAAAUUAUAAUAUAAUGAGAUCACAAUAUCUCCCACCACGCUUGCGUUCAGACAGAAUACGAGUGCGAUCGCAGUCGAUACCAGAUGAGGAACAAUUAGAAAUAGAAUACGAGCCCCCACAGCAAUCUCCAGACAUAGAGUUGGUGGCCCAAUUCGAACCAAUGCAGGAUUCUCGACCUCCUCCGUAUCUCGUAGAAGAAAAUGUCACAGAAGAUCCAAUACCUCCAUACCCACCUCAUUUGCCACCAGAACCGUCGGAAUACCCAACUCCAAACACCUCACCUAGACCAACACAAGGACACGCUCCUCAGCCACCUCCAGCUUUGCCUAAACGACCAGGAACAUCGAAUUGGAUACCACCACCACCUCCCUUGCCCCAUUUGCCACUGCGCGACAUACCUGAGGAUAAAAAGAACGUUUCAGCUAUUCUGACAACAACUGGAUUAUCGGCGCAAACAACGAUUCAGGAACAAAUGCGACCAAUUUUUCUCUACACGGCACUGACAUGUUUGUAUUCGAGCUUUUAUACUCUCGCAUUAGAUAUAGUAAAACCCGACUAUGUACCCUAUUGUACAACGAGGGAUAAGUGCAAGAUAGCUUGCAGCUGUCAAAUGGCUACGAAUUGUUCGGUACUAGAGUUGGACGAUGGAGCAAGAAAGAGUAUUCUCAACUACCACAAUCAGAUAAGAGAUAUCCAGAGUCGUGGAGAGCCCGAACCGGGUGGAAUGACAAUGUUACAGUACGAAGAUGAUCUGGAACAAGUAUCGAAAUGCUGGGCAGCAAGAUGCGAAGACGAAUAUUCCGAAUGCUUCAUCACGCCCAGAUUCAACGAGACCUCCCAGGCUGUCGUACAAAUCACGUUACAAGAAGGCAAUGAGCCGAAAGUGACUCUGCUGAUGCAAAUGAUGAACUUUUGGCUCGGACAAGCUAAAGCUAUCUCAGCGGAAAUGUUGAGCGACAUACCUGCUGGAGCAGAAGGUGAAAAAAUUCAUAAUUUCGCGCAGUUACUCAGCGAUCGUAUACGUUAUGUGGGAUGUGCGUGGAGUAGAUUGGAUCAAGUGGUCACUUUCGUGUGUAGUUACGGUCCCAGAGGUCCGAUACAAGGUGAAUCUAUCUAUAAAAUAGGAAGGCCGUGUUCACUGUGUCCCGAGAAUUACGCUUGCGAUAAUGUGAAACCUUUCUCUCGGCUAUGUAAACAAGUACCUGGGUAUCCUCCGACUGUUGCAACUCCACCCUCACCUCCACCAAUGCCGUCGACGCCGUUAGAAACAGCACCACCUUUUCCUCCACCGAGUCCACCUCAGACUACAACAACUGAAAUCACGGUUCCACCCAGUCUUCCUCCGUUUCAAACGCAACCUGUUAUUAUUCCUGUUCCCCAGUCUCCACCAACGCUUCCUUCUGUCGUGACCGCCCGAACUUGUCCAUUGAACCAGGCCCCUCCUCUUCAGCUUCCGCAGUCACCUCCUGCUUUACCUGAAGCUCAACCAUUACCUCCCCAAACUCCACCGCCAAAUCUUCCGCAAGCUCCGCCGGUUGCACAAACUUUGCCGCCACUAGCUCCUCAAGUUGCUCCACCGAUGCUACCGCAGACACCUCCGGCCGUACCACAAUCCCCACAAGGUGUUCAGCCCAUGUUACCCCCAGUACCCGCACAACCGAUGCAGGAAGCUCCUCCGAUGCUACCGAGUGCGCCUCUAGACCUACCUGGUCCUCCGCCAAUGCCACCACUUACACCUCCGCAAGGACCUCCACCAAGCCCACCAAGAGUUCCAUCUUACGGAAACGUUCGUUUCCUCCCGAUUUCGCCAAACCCACCACCUAUACCUCCAAGAACGCCUUCUAUGACAUACCAAGGGACAUAUCCAGGUUACCAACAACAAUCAUUUCCGUCCCUGAGAUCGAGAGGAAGAGAGCCACCAUUCCCUCCCCAGAUUCCCCUAGCAGAAAGAUUGGUACGGGAAGACGUAUUCGAUGUAUUCGACGUACAACCUCCUGUACCACCAAUUAAUAUACAAACUCAGACUUAUUUACCCCCACAACCACCACAACCCCCACCCUUACCUCAUUUGUUUAUUGGGACAUCUGCUCCUCGACCACGACCGUCGUUUGAGCAAUCCCAAACGCCACCUCCACCACCACCUCCUCAUACUUUUAUAGGAACUCCACCACCACUUCCCAAAAUUCCUUCACCGCCUCCACCUAAGCCUUUUCCACCACCAAUGAGACCACCUUACCUUCCGGAACCACCAGACGAUUCCGACGAGAAACCUCGGUAUUUACCAAAUAUACCUCAUCAAGUACUACCUCACCAAUUUGGGCAUCCUAUGCCUCCUCCACGAUUACCACACGCACCAAAUAUGUGAAGAUGAAUAGUUUUAUUUUACAGUGUUAUUAUUGGUGGCUGUGACUUGAUUUAAUCGAGUUGUUACAAUGAAAUUGAAUAAAUUUUAAAACUGUU
Molecule: messenger RNA, 4524 nt
Organism: Coccinella septempunctata (seven-spotted ladybird)
Lineage: Eukaryota; Metazoa; Arthropoda; Insecta; Coleoptera; Coccinellidae
Exons: 4
Coding region: 38-4429 (1463 amino acids)
Source: RefSeq, a predicted model, not a curated record